GUCACGUGUGUAAACAAGAAAGAAAAUCGAACACGACUGAGUUGCGUGGCAGUUUAAUCAAGAUGGCAGGAACUUCAUCAAGUUGUAGACUAUUUAAGUUUUGCAGAAUGUUGAAUAUACCUAUGAAACAUGAAAUUGGAUAUGGACAAGUUAUCAAGAGAGCUAUGUCAACUAAAGUCAAGAAAACUACUCAGUUGAAACAGAUGCUGAAUUCCAAAGAAUUAGAAUUUAUAAUGGAGGCUCAUAAUGGUCUUAGUGCCAGAAUAGUUCAGGAAGCAGGAUUUAAGGGUAUUUGGGGGAGUGGAUUGUCAGUAUCUGCCCAGCUAGGUGUGAGAGAUAGUAAUGAAGCAUCGUGGACACAAGUUGUAGAAGUGUUGGAGUUUAUGAGUGAUGCUUCAGAUGUACCCAUCCUACUGGAUGCUGAUACAGGAUAUGGCAAUUUCAAUAAUGCUAGACGACUAGUCAGGAAACUGGAAGAUAGAGGAGUAGCAGGUGCCUGUUUAGAAGACAAACUGUUCCCUAAAACAAACUCUCUUCAUGAUGGAAGAGCACAGCCAUUGGCUGAUAUAGAGGAAUUUGCUUUGAAAAUCAAGGCUUGUAAGGACUCACAGACAGAUCCUGAUUUCUGUAUUGUGGCUAGAGUUGAAGCCUUUAUAGCAGGCUGGGGUUUAGAUGAAGCUUUGAAAAGGGCAGAAGCAUACAGAAAUGCAGGUGCAGAUGCCAUUUUAAUGCACAGUAAGAAGGCUGAUCCUUCUGACAUAGAGGCUUUUAUGAAGGCUUGGAACAAUCAGGGACCAGUAGUGAUUGUACCAACUAAGUACUACAAAACACCAACAGACCAUUUCCGUGAUAUGGGUGUUUCUAUGGUAAUAUGGGCCAAUCAUAACCUUAGAGCUUCUGUCAGUGCUAUCCAACAAACAACCAAACAGAUCUAUGAUGAUCAAUCAUUGGUUAAUGUAGAAGAUAAGAUUGUUAGUGUGAAAGAAAUAUUCAGGUUACAAAGAGAUGAUGAAUUAGUCCAAGCUGAAGACAAAUAUCUACCAAAAAAUUAAACAAGAAAACAUGGUGCUAAAAAAUGUGUUCUUUAGAUAUUUCACUUGCAAAUUAAUUAGCCUUUAAGGUAUUACUAAGCAGCAAAGUAUCUGCACCAUUGACUUUUUUCCGGGUAUUAAUUGUUAUUAACCUAUAGUGCAUAUAUGUAUAAAAUUUGUUGUUUUAAACUUUGGUAUUUUUUUUAUUUUUUUAAAGGGAUAUGGUCUAAAAUAUUCAUUUUUUAUAUACUUAUACUUGAAACAAUAUAUAAGAUGGUAUUUAUUUCAUAUAAGGACUAUGUUAAUAUCUUAAAUUAAUGGCUAUAUAUGAUUAAUUUUACAUGACUAGUUAGGGUUUUGACCGAGAUGUCUCAAUUCACUGAACAUUCUAAUCAUGCCUAUCGUGUAUAAACUUUUAAGUUUAAGUAGUUAACCAUGAAGUUAUGGUUACAUCAACUUGAUACACAUUUCACAUGUUUAUUAUAAUGUGAGCUUUUUAGAAAUAUUGUAAAAUUUUGUUUUUGACCAGAAUCCUAGCUUUCUCUGAACAUUGAGCAGGGCCUGGUGUCUUAUGGACGUAUAUUCUUAUUCUGCAUUUAAUAAUAUAUUUGAGAAAAUAAUUUAAUAUUUAGAACUUUAAAACUUUAAAUAACUUGAAAUUGUCACCAUGCAUAGAUGGUGAAAAUCAAACCUUACCAAUCAAUCAAUCCACAAUUGAUAAAGUUCAAAGGUCAACAUUUUUUUUUUAUUAACAAGAAAUAAAAUAAAUGUGUUUAAAUUAUACUAUGCAUAUAGUGUUGAAGACCUAUAAUCAUGAUAAUUGUUUUCUUUUAUAAAUUGUGACUUGGAUGAAGAGUUGUCUUAUUGGCACUCAUACCACAUCUUUUUAUAUCUAUUUAAGAUAUUUAUUAUAAAUAAAAGAACACUUAAUUUAAUUUUUUUAAAGUAUGAUAAUAAUUGUGAUUUUAGUAGACCAUAUCUCUAAGUUUAGUGGGAAACUAUGUGUAUCGUAUUAAGAUGAUUUUAUCUUAUGAUACAUGUCAUAUUUCUUGUUAUAAACUUUGUCAACGAACCAAUCUUGAAUUUUACAGGUUGUUUAUUGUGCCAUUUUUAGUGAAAGGUAUUUAAAUUGUGGGAAAUAUGUUGUUAGUCAAUAAUUUAGAAACAAAAUUUUGUUGUUUUGAAAUGGGAUGUUUGAUUAUUAAAUGUAAAUUUUACAUUAGGGAACAUAGAGAUUUAUAAUUUGUAAAUGACACAAAUGGGGUAUUUGUAAAAAGUUGACAAAGAUGUUGGUAUUAUGGUAUAAGUAUUACUAUGUGGUUGUAUUGUGUAUAUUCCAAUUUAACAUUCAGUUUUUCAUAGCUUUCAUGUUUUUUUAAAAAUUAAAAUGUAACAUAGACCUAAUCGUUGUCUGAAUAUAUUACAAACUGACUGACUAAAAUUUCAUUAUGACAACAAUGUCCUAGUGGUCUAAGGAGUUUAACUACUGUAUCACUAGCCUGUCAACACUGAGGUUGAGAGUUUAAACCCUACAUGUGUUUAACUCCAAUCUAUUUUAAUUGACAAGGAUUAUCAAGUUUCCUGCCAAAGGUUUGUGUCCCUCUCCAGGCACUCUGGCUUCCUCCACCAAUAAAAACUGACUGCCAUGAAAAGCCAAUAAUGCUAAAAAUGGUGUUAAACAUCAAUCAAUCUUUACUAUGGACAAUCAUAAAUAAUUAUUAUGAAGUCAAAGAAGGCAAUUGUUUUAUAUUUUUUUUAUUUAAAAAACAGUGAAAAUAAAUUUAAAAUACAUUCUAAAGGGUUAAAAAUGGAUACCUCUAGUUUCAAUAAAACAAACAUAAGUGUUAUAUUGUGCUUCUUAUUAUGGUAAGAAAGGUUUUUCAAAAGGUGAAUGAAUCAGAACAUUUUUUUAUAAUCAAAAACAAUAUUUUCUUGCAUUACAAGUUAUUUAGAAAAAAAAUCAAUGUGUAAAGUGUAUGAGGGAGUUUUGACCAAGUUUAAUGCAGCUUAGAAUGUCAUUUUUUUACAUUUAAGAGGAAAACAAUGUUGAUUGUUAACCCCUGAUUAUUAAUUAUUUUGUCUUUUUGUUGACAAUAGUAUUUUGUUUCUUAAGUGUCACUGUGUGUAGGAAAGCAUUCCUUAUUUAUCUUCUUUGAUAUAUAUACAUUUACUGAUGCAUUUUUAUUAUAAAUAAAACAUGUAUUUGAAUACUUAUUUGUUCCAGUAGCAUUUAUAUAAGUAUUAAUCUCAGGAAAACAUAAUUUUUGUUGUAACGUCUCUCAGAAUAUUUGAUAACAUUUUAACUGGUUAAGGUUUAAAUUAAACAAAAACUGAAGUUUACAGUUACAUAGUCAAACCAACUAUCUGUUAAACCUGUAUUUUCUCAUAAUCUUUUAAAAGCAGUAUUUGAUUUUUUUAAAACUGUUAUUAGUUUGUUAUAUAAGUCUACUGUUAUAAGGAUUUCAUUAGUUUACGUUAUUUAUAUUUUUUAUACAACCGCAAAAAAGUUGUUGUCGUUGUCAUUGUCCGAAGACACAUUGGUUUUCACACUAUAACUUUAGUUUAAGUAAAUAGAAAACUAUUGGGAUUGGUUUUGGGAGUUUUGGUCCCAACAGUUUAGGAAUUGGGUGACCAAAGGGUCCCAAAUUAAACUUUGUUUGGUUUCAUCAAAAAUUGAAUAAUUUGGGUUCUUUGAUAUGCUGAAUCUAAACGUACUUACAUUUUUGAUUAUGGGCCCAGUUUUCAAGUUGGUCUGAAUCAGGGUCCAAAUUUAAACUUUGUUUGAUUUCAACAAAAAAUGAAUAUAUAGGGUUCUUUGAUAUAUGAUAAAUCUAACCAUGUAUUUAGAUGUUUGAUAUUUGGACCCAGUUAUCAAAUCCACAAUUAGGUCUAAAGGGUCCAAAAUUGAACUUUUUUUGAUUUCAUCAAAAAUUGAAUUCUUGGGUUUUUUUGAUAUGCUGAAUCUAACCAUGUAUUUAGAUUUUUGGAUAUUGGACCAUAAUAGGUAAAUGUCUAAUUUAAAAUUUUAAAGUUUUUAAGUUUAAGUUCUUAGACCGCAUUCAUUCUGUGUCAGAAACCUAUGUUGUGUCAACUUUUUUAAUCACAAUCCAAAUUCAGAGCUGUAUCAAGCUUGAAUGUUAUGUCCAUACUUGCCCAACUGUUCAGGGCUCGAACUCUGCAGUCAUAUAAAUCUGUGCCCUGCAGAGCAUCUGGUUAUUAAAAGAUCUGCUUAUACUUUAGGUCUGUAAAUGUCUAAGAAUCUCUGUAUUACAAUGUCUGUUUUAAAAAUAAGAGCAAAAUGAAAUCUCAUAGAUUUAAUAAAUUAUGUUAUACACUGAGUGUAGUUUUUGUGCUGGUUAAUAUGUUAGUAAUUUGGUAAGAAUUGUGUGUGAAUCUCUUUUUAUAAUCAAGAAUAUUUUCAUCAAUUAUGCUUAAAACAUAAAAGCUAUGGUUAUAUGUUUGUUUAAAACGUGGUCAACUUACUUAAUAUUAAUAGGUUUAUCAAUGCAGAAUUUAUUAUGGGUGAAAUGAGUGUUAUAAAUAUUGUGAUUGCAAUUUCUUAUUAAGACCAAACCUCAAUUUGUCACAUCAGACACCUGUUCUUAAGAAGAAGAAAAGUAACAAUAGAUGCUUUAAUUUUGAUAGUAUAGAGAUUGAAAGCCGAGAACUUGUCAAAGAGGCAUCAAUGGGGUUUUAACCCAGCAAGAAAAUCCCUCAAAUUCAGGUUAAUAGCUUCAGCUGGCCCCUAAACAAUAAAUGUAAACUAGACGGAAAUGGUUGCCUCGCUAACCUCA
Mytilus trossulus (common blue mussel) is the source of this 4825-nucleotide messenger RNA. Its product is annotated as phosphoenolpyruvate phosphomutase. The record is from RefSeq and is a predicted model, not a curated record. Gene Ontology annotation, molecular function: phosphoenolpyruvate mutase activity. The transcript is spliced from 9 exons. The coding region runs from base 63 to 1052 and encodes 329 amino acids. Lineage: Eukaryota; Metazoa; Mollusca; Bivalvia; Mytilida; Mytilidae.